UGACACAGCCCGGGUCCUCCCGGAGGCGGCGGCAGCAGCAGCAGCAGCGGCAGCAGCAGCAGCAGCAGCGGCCGCGGCAGUAGCCACCACCUCCGCGGGCGCCGCAGCCCCCGGCUCAGCCUCCCCCCGGCCCCGCCGCCGCCGCAGUCAUGGCUGCUGACGGGGUGGACGAACGCUCGCCGCUGCUGUCAGCAUCCCACUCGGGGAAUGUCACUCCCACGGCCCCGCCGUACUUACAGGAAAGCAGCCCCAGAGCGGAACUCCCCCCUCCAUAUACAGCCAUCGCCAGUCCUGAUGCCACUGGUAUUCCAGUAAUUAACUGCCGCGUGUGCCAGUCUCUCAUCAACUUGGAUGGCAAGCUUCACCAGCAUGUGGUUAAGUGCACAGUUUGCAAUGAAGCUACGCCAAUCAAAAACCCCCCAACAGGGAAGAAAUAUGUUAGAUGCCCUUGUAAUUGUCUCCUCAUUUGUAAGGACACAUCUCGGCGAAUAGGAUGUCCGAGACCUAACUGUAGACGCAUAAUUAACCUUGGCCCAGUAAUGCUUAUUUCUGAAGAACAACCAGCUCAACCUGCAUUGCCAGUCCAACCAGAAGGUACAAGGGUCGUGUGUGGGCAUUGUGGAAACACAUUCCUGUGGAUGGAACUGAGGUUCAACACUCUGGCAAAAUGCCCACACUGCAAAAAAAUUUCUUCAGUGGGUAGUGCGCUCCCACGAAGACGCUGCUGUGCAUAUAUUACCAUUGGAAUGAUCUGUAUUUUCAUUGGAGUUGGAUUAACUGUUGGCACCCAAGACUUUGCAAGGCGAUUUCAUGCAACCUAUGUUUCUUGGGCAAUUGCUUAUCUCUUAGGUUUGAUCUGUCUUAUCCGAGCUUGUUACUGGGGAGCCAUAAGAGUGAGUUAUCCAGAACAUAGUUUUGCGUAAGCUCGCUUAUGAUUCAGUGAUGCAGGUGAGAGUAUCUAGCAGUUCUUGAUAAGCUACUCUGGACAUCUUUAAAUCAUGUAUCCUAAUGGAUCCCAUUCUGGUUUAUGUAUGAAGUUUCAUGACUUUGCGAGUAUUUUAUGAACAAAUGCUCAUUGCACUACAUUAUAUGCAAAUAGUUUGUUUUGCUGCUAGGGUUUCAAGCUCCGAAUAAUAAAACUGUGUCUUCAUGUUCUUUUACAUCUCUUAAAGGUAUUUUUGGAUUUGUCACCAAACAUUACAUAUAACAUCACCCUUUCGUUAUUUUUAAAUCAGUUAUUCCAUUACUUGCUGAUCUGUGAGUAUUCCCAAGGAGUAUUUAUAAAUAUUUCUACAAAAGCUUCACAUUUAUACUCACGUUUUAAUUAAAAAGUGUCAAAAUUGCUUGCUUUAAAAUCUAAGCAAUAUGCAUUUUGCUUGAACUGCUUACUGUAACUUUAACCUAAGAUCAUAGUGACCUUAUUCAGGAAGAACAAUUGAGUGUACCUUCAAAGACUUGACAUUCUUGUCAGAUAAAAACCAUUUCUAGAUACUGUAUGCUUGUUUUUUGUUGUUUGUAGAAAGAUACAAUAUUUUGGUAGUAACUUAAAAUACAAGAAUGAAAAUAUUUAUUUGUCCACAGUUGGAGAUAAUGUUGGAUAAAUGUUUUUUCUCAAAGAUCACAGGAGUUUUGUCUUUCAUUUUUGUCUGCUUUUUUAUUUACUAAUUAUAAAAGUUCUGGUCUAGAUUUAUGAAACUUAAUGUUAAUCAUCUGUAUGUAUUCCUUUAUAGAUGUUGGAGGAAGUAUUUCACAUAACAUGUUUUAUAAAACUAACCAUUUAAACAAAGAUAUAUUUACACUGGGUUGCCCUCCUUUUCAUUAGAUCAUAAUAAAUUUUUCCUCUUUGGGCUAAUUAUGGACUACUUAUAUGAGAAGAGAGCCUAUGACAUUUUACACUAGCUAAAAUGUGAAGAUUAGAGGUAGUUACUCUUAUCAUUCUUUUCAAAUAUAGCUGGUCAGAUAGUUACCCAAUUUAUUCCAGAAAGUAGAUCAAAGACAAAAAGCAACAUAGUUUUCUAAGAAUUCACUAGGAUUUAAGGAAUCAGCUCUCGCACUGCCUAUCUUUGCAGUUUUGAAAAAGAAAUUGCUUAAUUGAGAAGAAAUGUUCUAAAGCCUUUAAUGUAGUAGAAUUAAGAUGAUGAGAUGAUAUGAGUAAAUUAAUUGGCUAUUCAAGAGGUAAGAAUAAUAAAUUAAAGUAUUUAUGUUCCUGACUAGUAUGAAAAUGUACUCAUCAGAGAAUUUGGAGCAAAAUCCAUGUAAACUUAAAAGAGUAAAUGAUAAAUGUCUAAAUGCCGUAGCUCAGGAUUAUAUGUACCUUUGAAAAUACACUAAUAAAGAUUAUUGUUCAAA
This is a messenger RNA of Lynx canadensis (Canada lynx), 2349 nucleotides long. It is a transcript of the gene PIP4P2, whose product is annotated as phosphatidylinositol-4,5-bisphosphate 4-phosphatase 2. The record is from RefSeq and is a predicted model, not a curated record. Gene Ontology annotation, biological process: phosphatidylinositol dephosphorylation. Gene Ontology annotation, molecular function: phosphatidylinositol-4,5-bisphosphate 4-phosphatase activity. The transcript has 7 exons. Bases 150 to 923 code for a protein of 257 amino acids. Lineage: Eukaryota; Metazoa; Chordata; Mammalia; Carnivora; Felidae. Gene Ontology annotation, cellular component: lysosomal membrane; plasma membrane; phagocytic vesicle membrane.